GACACCCGCGCCAAAGACUUGUUCACGACGAUCACAACACGUGAUGGCUUUGUUGCGGCAAACUGGGAAGAGUCACAGACGCAGCUUGCCCGUGGGGAGGUUGCAGCAGUUCAGUUUUGUUGCAUUGGUAGCUUCGCGGAUGCGAACAAGAUGCAUGUUGCCGUUUGGCGGCAUCUGUUGCUCUUCCUCGGGCUGUGGGCGGGCCUCCUGCUGAUGAGUCUUACCAUGGGAAUUACCAGAAGGAUCUGGUCUCCCGACUCCCUCAACAAACAGCUGGGUCUUCAGAUCGCCGUGCUGAAGCAUAGCGUGUACUGGAAUAUCUUCAUGUUUUUGCUGCUGCUGUCUUUGGUUGUCCUCUACGUGCUGAGGUCGGAGAAGGUACAGCUGGACGAGAACUUGACAUUCUUGGAGAUUACUGCAGUCUCCUUCUAUGCGAUUGAGGCCUUCAUCAAUUGGUUCUACUACUCGAGUGGGGGCCUGGAUGGCAUCAUCAGGUUCUUCUGGAAUUACAUGAUGGUGGUGUGCCUGGUCAUCCCUUCCGUUCUCUACCGCAGUCUGUCCGGACAGCGGUCUCACUUUUCCUUCGCCUUUUGUGCCUCUAUCCGAGCCUCCCAGAUCUACAAGGAAUGGGUGACUUUCCACAGAAGAGGGCGGAUAAAGUUUUCCGACCACAUCAGCAUGUAUGCUGGCACCUUCUUUGCUGGUGCCUUCUCGAUCGGAAUGCUUAUCCGAGAGCUGGAAAGCUUGGAUGGUGUGGAUCCCAACUUCAUGAAUGGCAGCGAGCCACCUGAUGGGAUCAACGGCACUGCCUACGAACGCUGGUCUCUCUUUGCCCCUUGGCGCUCCUUUACUUUCCGGUACUUGAUGGCUACGGUGCUGCUCAAAGUGCUGAAGCUCAACGAAGCCGGUGGGCUCUCGCGCCCGAAGUAUCCGAACCGAGCUGGCUACAGGCACAUCGUCAUCACUGGCUCUGCCUCACUUCAAGUCUACUUGGACUUUCUGCAUGAGUUCUUCCACACCGACAACGCGUCAGAAACUGACGAUGUCGAUGUCGUGAUCUUGCAUCUGCACGGCCAGCGAAAUGUUAUGCAACAGCUCAGCUCGACUUUGGGUACUGGUGAGAGCGAAGACCUGCGCAUCCUCAGGAAAAUCUGGAUGGUUGAAGGCUCUGCUCUGAAAGCGGAGGACUUGGACCGCGUCCGCUUCUCCUCCGCCUCGGCUGCUUUUCUCCUGCCUAACCUGUACGGGACCGACCCCGAGAAGGAAGAUGUGGGCAACGUCAUGCGCGCGUUGACCAUGAAAAGGCUCGGUAUCGAGAUCGGCAUCUACAUGGCUUUCAAAGGAACCUUUGAUGGUUUGGCGGGUUUCUUGCGGCAACGGCAAUUGGUGCUGCAGGGCCUCAUCGGAAAGGCUGCAGAGGUACAGGGUUACCUGCCGCUUCCAGCCAGCUUGCUCAAGACCUCGAAGGCACCGGGUUCUGGGAUGGCCCGGGAUGGCUGGCCGUUUCAGGUUCAGGGCUUGCUGAUCAAAGCGGUUAUAAUUUUGGCUCCUCUGAGGUUGGACUAUGGCACCAAAAGCCGGGGAUAG
Molecule: messenger RNA, 1587 nt
Organism: Symbiodinium pilosum
Lineage: Eukaryota; Dinophyceae; Suessiales; Symbiodiniaceae
Source: the annotation of a GenBank genome assembly